UUUGAUCGCGAACAGAGGCGGAAGUGAAGUUAGUUUUAGUGGAUGUGAUAUUUCCGCUUCCAGAGCCGCCGGAAUGACCGAAGCAUCUGCAGGAGAGCAGCGGCCGCCGGGCUUUCUGGAGCGGCUGCGCGCGAGCACUGGAGGCGUGAUUGCGGGCGCGUGCCUGUUCGCGCUCUCGCUGUAUGUGCUGUUCACCAACGAGGGGCGUGCUCUGCGCACCGCUGCGGCUCUGGAUGAGGGUCUCUCUCAGCUGGUGUGUGUGCAGUCGGAUGUGCAGCCGGAGUUCAGGAAUGACGGACGGCUGGUUCACCUGACUGGAGAUCUGCGCACCGCACAGCCGCUGUAUGACCCCAACUACAGUGUGUCUGUGCAUGCAGUGAAGCUGCAGCGGCAGGUGGAGAUGUACCAGUGGGUGGAGUACAGCGACAGCAGGGACGUUGAGGAGAACGGAGAGAAGAAAACUGAAACCACAUACUCAUACAACACUGAGUGGAGGUCAGAGGUCAUCAGCAGCAGGCACUUUGACCAGGAGGUCGGACACAUGAACCCCAGUGAGAUGGCGGUGGAGAGUGUGACGGUCGUGGCUCCAGAAGUGUGGGUCGGGAAGUUCCUCCUGUCCACAGGGCUGGUGGAGCAGAUCAGUGAGUUCCACACACUCAGCCUCUCUGCACUUCCUGUUCCUGUCGCCGGCUUCCUGACCGUGCAGGACGACUACUACUAUCACACACCUAACCCCAGACGCCCAGAGGUCGGUGAUGUUCGUGUUCGUUUCGCAUACGCUGGUCUGAGUGGAGAAGGGCUGUACCCGGGCUCCGCCCACAAGGUGAGCGUGGUGGCUCAGCAGCAGCAUCAGCAGCAGCUCCGCCCCUUCAGCAGCCGCUCUGGACACACACUGGAGCUGCUCUACAUGGGCCAGCUGACGGCGGAGGAGGUGUUUGCUAAAGAACAUCAGCUGAACUCCAUGAAGACCUGGGCACUGCGGCUCGCCGGCUGUACACUCAUGUUCCUGUCCAUCAGCCUGAGCACACGCGUCAUACACACACUGGUGGAGCGUGUGCCUCUGCUGGGUGGUCUUCUGGCAGUGGGUCUGCAGCUCUUCUGUCUCUCCUCCUCCGUCUCUCUGUCUCUGCUCACCAUCGCCGCCGGCUGGAUCUACUAUCGCCCCCUGCUGGCCCUCUGUGUAGCGGCUGCUGCGCUAGUGCUGCCGCUAGCCCUCGCACACGCUAGAGCGCCCGCCAAGAAGAGGCAGUGACUCGACACACACACUCCAGCAGCACGCAUGUACGUGUGUGUGUGAACUACUGCAGAAACACAGGAUUGACCUCAUGGAUGGCAGCAACACACACACACACACACACACACACACCACUGUUACAGCACACACAGACGUCUGCUGAGCGAGGCUCCUGAUUGGCUGCAGCACACGACUCUGUCUUGAUCAGAUCUGAUGUGAAAAGAGAAUCUUCAAUAAAUGUUGAGUCUCCUGGA
This is a messenger RNA of Danio aesculapii, 1488 nucleotides long. Its product is annotated as transmembrane protein 43. Lineage: Eukaryota; Metazoa; Chordata; Actinopteri; Cypriniformes; Danionidae. The coding region runs from base 74 to 1252 and encodes 392 amino acids. Gene Ontology annotation, biological process: nuclear membrane organization. Gene Ontology annotation, cellular component: nuclear inner membrane. The transcript is spliced from 12 exons. The record is from RefSeq and is a predicted model, not a curated record.